UGUACGUCGUUAUAUGAAGUAGGCCUCCUGUUUUUCUCCCCAACCCGGAGUCCUGCCCCCCUACCACCCGAUGCAACGUCUAAAUAAGCAAAACACGGAGGCUGCAAACGAUCACUCGGGAAGGUGUGACACGGGUGAAGUUAAAUUUGUCAAUUCCUUGAAAGGAUAGGACCCCCCCAAAGAGACUUGACUGCAUUCAAAAAAGCUACAAAUAAGUCGGUGUCAUCACCAUGUUCUGCCCAUGAUUUGGUGCCCUUUCGCUACCCCAAUGACCUCAACGUCAUUUUUGACCACAGAGUCAGCUUCAGCCCCAAACCCAUUCCACGAUCCCUGAGAAAAGACUUGUAACUGACCACGCGCAUAAGCUGCAGUGGGGUGUGCUUCCAAAUGCCUACCUCACGCCUAAAGAGCCAGUCACUGCAGCUACAGCCCUGAUCAACAGCCACCAUGACAUCUAGCAUAGGGGAUGAUUGUAGCAUCUUUGAUGGGUUAAUGGAAGAAGAUGAAAAGGACAAAGCAAAACGUGUGUCCCGCAACAAGUCCGAGAAGAAACGGAGAGAUCAGUUCAAUGUCCUCAUCAAGGAACUCGGCACGAUGUUACCAGGCAACACUAGGAAGAUGGACAAGUCCACCAUCCUGCAGAAAAGCAUCGACUUCCUGUGUAAACACAAAGAGAUCGCAGCACAGUCGGAGUCCAGUGAAAUCAGGCAAGACUGGAAACCCCCAUUUCUCAGCAAUGAGGAGUUCACACAGCUCAUGCUCGAGGCUCUGGAUGGGUUUUUCCUAGCAAUAAUGACUGAUGGUAACAUCCUCUACGUCUCAGAGAGUGUCACCUCACUACUAGAGCACCUGCCGGCGGACUUGGUGGACCAGAACCUGUUGAAUUUUCUACCACUUGGGGAACACUCCGAAGUGUACAAGGCUCUGUCUACACACCCCACCGACGCAGAGAGCCUGGGCUCUGAUUACCUGAAGACUAAGAACCAAAUGGAGUUCUGCUGUCAUAUGCUGCGAGGGGCCAUUGACCCUAAGGAGCCCCCUGUCUACGAAUAUGUUAAGUUCAUUGGCAACUUCAAGUCACUCAACAAUGUUCCCAACGUGACAAGAAACGGUCUAGCAGGGGUGUUGCAGCGGUCGCUACAGCCAGCCUUUGAUGACCAGGUCUGCUUUGUAGCCACUGUCCGGCUGGCUAAGCCUCAGUUUAUCAAGGAAAUGUGUACAGUUGAGGAGCCCAAUGAAGAGUUCACCUCUAGACACAGUCUAGAGUGGAAGUUUCUCUUCUUAGACCACAGAGCUCCACCAAUCAUAGGCUACCUGCCUUUUGAGGUUUUAGGAACAUCAGGGUACGACUAUUACCACGUGGACGACCUGGAGACGUUGGCCAAGUGUCACGAACACUUGAUGCAGUAUGGUAAAGGGAAGUCAUGCUACUAUCGGUUCCUGACUAAGGGUCAACAGUGGAUCUGGCUUCAGACUCACUACUACAUCACCUACCACCAGUGGAAUUCCCGGCCAGAGUUUAUUGUCUGCACACACACUGUUGUCAGCUAUGCAGAAGUGAGAGCAGAACAGCGCAGAGAGCUUGGCAUUGAAGAGUCGACCACAGAGGUCACUGUGGACAAGAGUCAGGACUCUGGUUCAGAGUCUCAACUGAAUACGUCCAGCCUGAAGGAGGCACUGGAGCACUUUGAUCACAGCAGAACGCCGUCAACCUCCUCACGAAGCUCCCGCAAGUCCUCAUCGCAUGUCUCUGACAACACAUGCACUUCAACCGCCUCCAAGCUACAUAUGGACACAGCCACACCCCCUCGGCAGUCAUUGGCCUCCACCAUGGAGAUGACAUCACAGCGUCGCUCAUCCAUUAGCAGCCAGUCAAUGAGCUCACAGACAACGGCCCAAAGUGUAACUCCAGGCAUGAUCAACCAACAGCAGCAGCAGCAGCAGCAGCAACAACCACAACAAUUACAAACAAGCGUACAGCCUGUGAUGGAGUUCUCGGCCCAGGUGAAUGCCAUGCAGCACCUGAAGGAGCAGCUGGAACAGAGGACCAGGAUGAUCCAGGCAAACAUCCAGCGGCAGCAGGAGGAGCUGAGACACAUCCAGGAGCAGCUGCAGAGAGUCCAGGGACAGGGUAUACAGAUGUUCCUACAGCAGCCAGGUGCCGCGAUGAAUGUCCAGCUCCCUCAGGUGGGGUCGGUCCAGCAGACAGCCACUCUGACCAGUCAGGUCCAACCAACAGCCAUAAACCCCGUCCAUUCCGGAGCUCAGCAGCUCACCAUCCAGCAGCAAGCUCCGCCCCCCCAGCAGAACCUGCAGCAGCAGACCAACACCCUCACACAGCCGCAGCGCCAGCCCCAGCAGCCGCCCCAGGCUCAGCCCCAGUCACAGGGCUCAGUAUCUGCACCGCUCUACAACACCAUGAUGAUUUCCCAGUCUGGACAGCCCAACCUGCUGCAGAUCAGCACCAGUCUGCCGCAGAGCAACACACAGCAAGGCACAACAGUGGCCACCUUCACACAGGACCGACAGAUCAGGUUCCCAGCAGGGCAGCAGCUGGUAACAAAGCUGGUGACAGCUCCAAUGGCAUGUGGCGCAGUCAUGGUGCCCACCUCCAUGUUCAUGGGACAGGUGGUUACCGCAUACAACCCCUUUGGAGGGCAACAGCAGGCGGGGCAGACCCAGACCUUAACCCUGCAACCUGCCCAGCCACCGCAGGCUCAGCCUGAUGCCCAAAACCAGACAGCUGUAGUGGCCCAAACUGGCCAGCAGGGACAGCAGCAACAGCAGCAGUUCCUACAGGGCACCCGUCUUCUCCAUGGUAACCAGUCUACCCAGCUGAUCCUGCAGGCAGCUUUCCCACUCCAGCAACAGGGUACCUUCACCCAGGCAACACACCAACAACAGCAACCACAGCAACAACAGCAGCAGCAAAGGCAGCAACAACAACAGCAACAGCAAUCUCACCAUCAGAGGCACCAGCAGCAGCUGAAACCCCAGCCCCAGAAACAGCAGAAAGCCCCCUCCUCACAUAGGACUGACAGUGUCAGCAGCCAACCACAGUAAGGUCUGGGGAAAGGUGCGUCCAAUUAGAAACCUGGGGAGGGGUAUCAUCAAAACUUGAAGUCUAAAGGAUCGAUACAAGGAUUUCUUUUGGUCGCAUGGCCGUCACAAACUUCCUUUCUCCCAAAUUGUUGCUCUCCUUUUUUCCAUCUGAAUGAAAUUAAUCAUAGGAAAGAGGAAAGCCUUUCAGCCCAUAAGGAAAUCAUGUCACCAUGGCAACAAGAUGAAUUAGAAUUCCCCUCUCCCCUAGCAGUGGCAGAGCUAUGUGGGAGCUCCUGUCUCCAUGGAAACCUGACAAAACUCCAGAGAACACCUCAUAACCAUGGAAACGAGAGACUCUUUAAAGGUGUGUCAAAGCGGACUGGUCUUGUACAGAUUUACUGUAUGAUAAAAACGUGUAAAUAUCCAAUAUAGCCUAACAGGAAAACGGAAAUGUAGUAUUUUAUAUGAUUGCAUGGAAAGAAUAACUGUGUAAGCUUUUAUUAGUCGCUUUUGGACAAAAAAUGACUUUUUACUUUCUUCUAGUGUUUUCUGGUCAGAGAUGGAGCAAGGCUGUGUUCCCUCAGUACCCUCUCUCCCCCUUCUCUAAAAGUCCAGAAUAAGGCUUUAAAGUUCUGUUGGAGUUGGUUUUAAAAAUUGUCGGGCUUGGGUUUUUGUGGAAGUCGUGUUUUUAAACACUGUGUCUCUGAGACAAAAAUGGCUCUUUUUAACUUUGUAAGUACAAAUCAUGUUCAACAAGAACCUAGAUACAGUUUAACUUAAUUCUUUGCAGGAUGAUCACAGUGCGUAUAACGGGUUUAGUGAUUCCAAGUGCCAAUAACAUUAUAGUCAAUUGAUUUUUUUUUUUUUUUUUUUUGAACAGACUAUUCAAAGGCGUAUAUAUUUUCCAACAAAUAUUACCCCAUAUAAAGUUCAUGUGUGUGUAUAUAGUAGGGAUUAUUUUUUAAAAGUCAGAGAGCCCUAUACGUAACAAACAGUAUAUCUUCAACUCCCUGAUAUUUUAGCACUUGAUGUGGUUGUGUACAGUAAAUCACUAUCGAGACCUAGUUAUUUGUAAUCUGCGUGUGCUAGUGUGUGUGUUUUCGAGAAUACAAUCUUGGUGUGUGUGAGCAAACUUGAGAGGUCUGUGUGUGUGUGUGUGUGUGUGUGUGUGUGUGUGUGUGUGUGUGUGUGUUGCCCCUUGUGUCUUACAAUAAUUGACUUAGUAAGGAUUUAGAGUUUGCUGGAUGGUACUUGUAUUCUCAGGAAUGUGGAAAGUUUUGCUUCUGCCUCAGUCUGGAACCAGACCAGGAAGGAUUGGACAGUGAUGCUGCAAAGACCACAGGAACAGGAAGGAGGAGCAACCAAAUUAAGGGUGUGGUAGCUGAGUCACAUUUGACCCAGAUUUCUUAGACCUGUCCCUGUCCCUUCCAUAUUAGAAGUGUUUGGAUGGUAAAGUCUUGUAAGAAAAGAACCAAAAUGUUUUCCUCUUCAACAGAGCAAGGGGCAGCGGAAGCAGAGAGAAUGCCCCUCAGCUUUGACCCAGAUGGGAAUAGAUUGAUUGGACCAGUUAACCUACAUUUCCAGUAAACAUCUUAUGGUCUCUUGUGUCAUCAGUGUCUUUUCCUUCUUUCUCUCCCUCGGCCUCAGUUGCCGUCAUGCAGUUCAGUUCAUUCGUCACUCAGUUCUCAAGCAGCAGUUGAAACGUAAAGCAGGGCUGGGCCUUGGUCCAUUUUAAUUUCAGAUUUUUGAGUAGAAAUGGAACUGGGCUCAACUCAUGUUAUUACACUUGUAAGCCAUAUCAAACAGAAAAGCCUUGGAUUGAAGGAAGUGUAACUGUUGGAAAAGGAGUAUUUAGAAUGUGUUGUCAUGUCUUUGUGUGGUGGAGUGUGUGUGUGUGUGUCUGUGUGUGUGUAUGUGUAUGUGUCUCUGUGUGUCUGCUUGCACUAGGUGCAAUGUUAGUAUCUCUCCUUCUCGAUUUUACUUCUUGUAUCACUCGGGGGUCAAUAUUGGUUACCCCUGGCGAUAGCCAAUCAGUUCUUGCGUUGCAGUAAAAAAAAUUGUAAUAUUCAAGAAACUUCCUCUCUGGCUGGGCUGAGUGCUCUUCAAGCCCAGGUGUGGGACAGCUCCACUUGAAUACAUGUUAGUGUGAGAGAGAAUAUGUAUGCAUGUAAUGAAUCACUCUAACCCAUUUUAUUUUCAUAUGGAAUGGAUUUUUGACUGGAGAUGAAUGGAUGUUCAACAAUGCAGAGCACUGCUCCCUGCUCAAAAAAAAUACCACAGUAAUUACACAUGAGACCAGGCUCGAAUAGUAAUCCUCCAGGAUAGAUCUUGAGUACUAAAUUUAGAUUGAGCAUGUAGUGCGAGUUGACAGGAUUAAAAUAAAGACCAUUCUCGUUGAAACUAUUCAUAAACAAGUAAUAGCAGAGGAUUACUUCAUUGAGGAGCAUACUAUUUGAUCCAGGUCUUCCACCCAUCGCAUAAUGAAUUCAUAUCCUCUUGUCUGUAGUUUGUGUUUGAGGCAUCGCCCUAAGGGUAGUGUUGAAAUAUCUGUAGUUUGAAAAUGUGUCACUAAUACCUAGCCCAAAGAAUGUAAAGGUGUUUUAAAGAGACUAAUGGAUGUUGUAACUGUUGAUUAUAGUAAAAGAGGAACCUUUGACAGGUCUUGUUAUGAAGGAAAGGAAGGGGUGUAAAAGAAAACUGUGUUUCUCAAUGCAAGGAUUCACUCACAGAAGUGGGAAUUCAGUUUCAUUUAGCAGCUUCACAAUUAUUAGUUAUGUGGAACGUCUGAAUGUUUCACCAGUUUCUGUCAUAUUUGUUUUUCCGAUAACAUCUGGUUUGAGAAACAGUUUGACAACCGUUGAAAUGGAGGUGUAGGAUAUUUGGAACAGAACGCCGAUGACAAGACAGUGAGGCUAAAGCCCCCCUCCACAAAGAUACACAGCUCACCUAUCCACUACACAAUUUGGCUCUUGAGAAUCCUAGCUCUAGUAUAAUACUGUACACAUACACAAAGCUAACAACACCAGUAUUCAGUGUGAAAUGGUGCUAUGCUUUCCUGUACUGUAUGUAUGUAUGUAUGUAUAUCCCUUCUGCUCAUGAACUGUGCUCCUUUAUCUACCCCAAAGUCAAAUGUAAUAAUGAAUAUUUUGAAGCAAAAUGUUUGCUAUUAUUAUAACUUCUCCCCCUCUUGGUCAAUUUGGAAAUAAAACCAAUUGCAAAUAUUAUACAUGA
This is a messenger RNA of Myripristis murdjan (pinecone soldierfish), 6273 nucleotides long. It is a transcript of the gene clockb, whose product is annotated as clock circadian regulator b. The record is from RefSeq and is a predicted model, not a curated record. The coding region runs from base 448 to 3063 and encodes 871 amino acids. Gene Ontology annotation, biological process: circadian regulation of gene expression; regulation of transcription by RNA polymerase II. Gene Ontology annotation, molecular function: DNA-binding transcription factor activity, RNA polymerase II-specific; protein dimerization activity; E-box binding. Gene Ontology annotation, cellular component: CLOCK-BMAL transcription complex; cytoplasm; nucleus. Lineage: Eukaryota; Metazoa; Chordata; Actinopteri; Holocentriformes; Holocentridae. The transcript is spliced from 24 exons.